Cyprinus carpio (common carp) is the source of this 2044-nucleotide messenger RNA. RefSeq names its product 26S proteasome non-ATPase regulatory subunit 3-like. Gene Ontology annotation, cellular component: proteasome complex; proteasome regulatory particle, lid subcomplex. Gene Ontology annotation, biological process: ubiquitin-dependent protein catabolic process; regulation of protein catabolic process. Lineage: Eukaryota; Metazoa; Chordata; Actinopteri; Cypriniformes; Cyprinidae. The record is from RefSeq and is a predicted model, not a curated record. Gene Ontology annotation, molecular function: enzyme regulator activity; protein binding.
CGCGAGGAAGAGCGCCAGCGUCCCAGAAUGCACUGCGGCCCGUCAGAAUUGCCAGUCAUCUUCGGCGUGAAUUCGAGCGCUCCAGCAACUUCUUAUUUACACGCGUGAUUGCGCGGCGACAUGAAAGAAGCGACGGCAAAGCGACGCGAGAAACCCCGCGCGGAGAAAGAGAAGAGCGGCGCGGAGGCGCAGGAUGUAGAGAUGAAGGAGGAGGAUCCGCGCGCGCCGCGAGAGCAGGACCAGCUGACGCUCGACGAUAUCCGGGAGCACGUGAAGCAGAUCGAGAAGGCCGUGCAGGGGAAGGAGCCGCGCUUCGUCCUCCGUGCCCUGCGAGCUCUGCCCUCCACCAGCCGCCGUCUCAAUCACAAUGUGCUGCAGAAAGCCGUGUCCGGCUUCUUCACGUCCAACGCUGCCAGCAAAGAGUUCCUGCUGGGCUUCCUGGACGAGCCGGUGGAGAGGGAAGGAGACGUGCAGUUCAGGCCGCGCACGGGGAAGGCUGCGGCGACGCCACUCAUCCCUGAGGUGGAGGCCUAUCUGCAGCUGCUGCUGGUGGUCUACCUCACCAACAACAAACACUACGCCCAGGCCCAGAGAGUCUCUGAUGACCUGCUUCAGAAGAUCGGCUCUCAGAACCGCAGGGCUUUGGACUUGGUGGCUGCCAAGUGUUAUUACUAUCACUCGCGCGUGUACGAGUUCCUGAACCAGCUGGAUGUGGUGCGCAGUUUCCUGCACACGCGCUUGAGGACGGCUACGCUGCGGCAUGACGCCGACGGCCAGGCCACGCUGCUCAACCUGCUGCUGCGCAACUACCUGCAGUACAAUCUGUACGACCAGGCGGAGAAACUGGUGUCCAAGUCUGUGUUCCCCGAGCUGGCCAACAACAACGAGUGGGCGCGCUAUCUCUACUACACCGGGCGGAUCAAGGCCAUCCAGCUGGAGUAUUCAGAGGCGAGGAGGACCCUGACGAAUGCCCUGCGUAAAGCGCCUCAGCACACGGCCGUGGGCUUCAAGCAGACGGUGCACAAGCUGCUGAUCGUGGUGGAGCUGCUGCUGGGGGAGAUCCCUGACCGCCUGCAGUUCCGCCAGCCGUCUCUCAAGAGGUCGCUCUUGCCCUACUUCCUGUUGACACAGGCGGUGAGAGCUGGAAAUCUUGCCAAGUUUAACCAGGCGCUGGAUCAGUUUGGAGAGAAGUUUCAGGCAGACGGCACCUACACGCUGAUCAUCCGUCUGAGACACAACGUCAUCAAGACCGGGGUGAGGAUGAUCAGCCUGUCGUACUCGCGCAUCUCUCUGGCCGACAUCGCACAGAAGCUGCAGCUGGACAGUCCUGAAGACGCAGAGUUCAUCGUGGCCAAGGCCAUCCGUGACGGUGUGAUCGAGGCCAGUAUAAACCACGAGAAAGGGUACGUCCAGUCGAAAGAGACCAUGGACAUUUACAGCACGCGCGAGCCUCAGCUGGCCUUCCACCAGCGCAUCUCCUUCUGUCUGGACAUACACAACAUGUCCGUCAAGGCCAUGAGAUUUCCACCGAAGGCGUACAACAAGGACCUGGAGUCUGCUGAGGAGAGAAGAGAGCGAGAGCAGCAGGAUCUGGAGUUCGCUAAAGAGAUGGCAGAAGAUGAUGAUGAUAGUUUCCCAUGAGUCUGCACUCUCACAUCCUCGCUUUUUUUUUCUCUUGUGGUAUUCUGUUUCCGUCUCUAUUCUUUGAAUUUCGCUGUGUGUUCCUCCUUUAGCUUUGCUCUUAUUAUAAUCCAUCAACAUACUGUGUGAUAUAACAUAAAGAACAUCAGAAGUUCUCCAGUUUUGUUGUUUUUUUCAUCAAUGCAUGCAUCAGUUUUAUACAUUCAUAGCAACAAUGUGGUUUGCUGCAAAAGAAAUCUCAAACAAACACAAAAGCGUCUUGUUAGAAAGUUUUGCAUUUGAAAAGCAUCGUCUUGUUUUACCAAAUGAUUAAAAUUCAUAAUGUAAUGUGAGAAUAGUUUGGAAAUGAGUGGAACUGAGUGGCUGGAAAUAAAGUGUCAGGUUGUUAAGAGACAGUACAGUA